CUAGCUCAGAGUGUGAAAAUGUCACCGCCAAUACUCAAAACUGUAAAACACCAUACUUCCCAAAAAAAGAAAAAAAAAGUUUAGUCAAGUAUAUGUAAAUUAGGAAAAAGAUCACUUUUUUAUGUUGAUUUUUGUGUGUUUCUUGAAUUUCUGUCAAAUGGGUAGCUAGGAAACCAAGUUUUAUGAUCUGGGGUUGUCCCAUUUUUGUUUUUCUUGUUGAAAAUCUGAUCUGGGUUCCUGAGCUGCAGCCGUUGGGCUUCAAAGAUUGUUUUUUUUUUUGUUUGGUUUGAGGAGUUUUCAAGAAUGUGGAGGGACCCUGGAGCUCCUGCUGAUUCUUUCUACCAGGUUCGCCCUGAAUGUACAAAUGUUCCCAAAACAAGAUUCAGAAUCAAGGCUGGGAAAACCUUAAGUGCAAGGAAAUGGCGUGCUGCAUUUACAUCAGAAGGUUAUCUUGAUAUUGGCAAAACACUGAGUCGAGUUUAUCGUGGGGGGAUUCAUCCAUCAAUGAGAGGUGAAGUUUGGGAAUUUUUAUUGGGUUGUUAUGAUCCAAAGAGCACAUUUGAAGAACGAGAGCACAUACGACAACGGAGGAGGGUCCAGUAUGCUGUACUGAAAGAAGAAUGCCGCACGAUGUUUCCCAUGAUUGGAAGUGGUAGUUUUAUUACUGCCCCUGUAAUUACGGAAAACGGUGACCCUAUUGUAGAUCCUAUUACUCUCCAAGAGGCACAAGCAGCAAAAGAAUUAAAUUCAGGUGGUCAACAAAACAGUAAUCCUGGAUGUGAAAUGGUAAAGGAGCAUGACAAAAGAAUAAUCCAGUGGAAACUCUCAUUACACCAGAUAGGACUCGAUGUUGUUCGGACCGACAGGACACUUGUCUUUUAUGAGAAACAGGAGAAUCUAUCCAAGCUUUGGGAUAUUCUGUCUGUUUAUGCUUGGUUUGACAAAGAUAUCAAUUAUUGUCAAGGAAUGAGCGAUCUCUGUUCUCCCAUGAUUCUUCUUCUUGAUGAUGAAGCCGAUGCAUUUUGGUGCUUUGAACGCCUAAUGAGGAGACUGAGAGGAAAUUUCAGAUGCACCGAGAGGUCUGUCGGAGUAGAGGCACAGCUGAGUAAUCUAGCUUCAGUAACACAAGUUAUUGAUCCUAAACUUCAUCACCACUUAGAGACAUUAGGUGGAGGUGAUUACCUAUUUGCUAUCCGGAUGCUCAUGGUUUUGUUCCGUCGAGAAUUCUCUUUUGCUGAUUCGUUAUAUCUUUGGGAGAUGAUGUGGGCCUUGGAAUACGAUCCCGACUUGUUUCUUAUGUAUGAAGACCCUGACUUAGCUGCUGCAAAAUCUGAAGGAUCUAAAGGAAGAACAAAAUCGACACGCCAGUGUGGGAAGUUUGAGAGAGAAAAUCUGAAAAAUCGAAGCAAAGGUGCUGAAGCUCCCCUCCCAAUUUCCGUUUUCCUAGUAGCCAGUGUCCUUAAAGACAAGAGCACAAAGUUGCUUACAGAAGCUAAAGGACUAGACGACGUUGUUCAGAUACUGAAUGACAUGACCGGGAACCUGGACGCGAAGAAGGCUUGCACUAGUGCAAUGAAACUUCACAAGAAAUAUCUUAAAAAGGCAGCCAAUGCCAACAUGUAACAAAACACAAAAGCCAAAGCAGGCGCGCUACGCAAUUCAAUAAGCCAUG
Messenger RNA from Solanum verrucosum, 1672 nucleotides. RefSeq names its product GTPase-activating protein GYP7-like. Gene Ontology annotation, molecular function: GTPase activator activity. The transcript has 11 exons. Lineage: Eukaryota; Viridiplantae; Streptophyta; Magnoliopsida; Solanales; Solanaceae. Bases 304 to 1623 code for a protein of 439 amino acids. The record is from RefSeq and is a predicted model, not a curated record. Gene Ontology annotation, biological process: activation of GTPase activity.